AUGGAGGAUGACUCUGCACCCAUUAGUGGUCGAUCUGGCUCGCCUGACCAUGUAGACGAUCUAUUCAACUACGACUUUGGCUUGGACGAAUUGCUAGGGCAAGCCCCAAGUAGGACAGAUAGCACGGAGCCUAAGCAGACUGCGACUCAUGCUAUGUCGGGGCUUGGAUUAGGGCUCGAUGAAGAGGUUAAGGUGACUAAAAAGCGUCAACCUAUUGCGAAACUGGAUGAGCGCCGCUUAUUAUCGCAGCCCGGCAUUCCUAAGCUACGCCGUACCGCGAAGGCGAAAUUGAAGUUUCGGGGCAGAGGCCACGAGUUCUCCGAUGCUGCUCGGUUACUGAACUUCUACCAACUAUGGCUUGACAAUUUGUUUCCCCGUGCGAAGUUUGCGGAUGGCUUAGCCAUGAUUGAACGACUUGGUCACUCCAAACGCCUCCAAACGAUACGGAGAGAAUGGAUAGAAGAGGAGAAGCCUCAGAUUUCAACAGACAUUCAAGCCGGUUCACCACAGAUCAAUCUACCAGCCGAUACUCAGACUGAUCACACCGCGCUUGCCUCCGAGAAUCGCAACACGACAAGCGCGAAACUUCAAGAAAACCUCUCUAACUACGUUAUUCCGGAUGGGGUUCAAAAUUCAGUUGACGAUACGAAUUUGCCAGCGCUAGCUGAAGCAGACGAACGGCUAUUCAUGUCAGAUGAUGACUUCGCAAGGUUGCCUGACGACCAGGGAGCUCCAGAUGAUGAUGAGUGGGAUGCGUUAUUGAGAGAACAGGAGGAUCUAGUAUUUAUUAAUACCUCUACUUGA
Messenger RNA from Aspergillus clavatus NRRL 1, 804 nucleotides. RefSeq names its product Chromosome segregation in meiosis protein 3. Gene Ontology annotation, cellular component: nucleus; replication fork protection complex. Gene Ontology annotation, molecular function: DNA binding. The coding region runs from base 1 to 804 and encodes 267 amino acids. Gene Ontology annotation, biological process: replication fork processing; DNA damage response; DNA replication checkpoint signaling. Lineage: Eukaryota; Fungi; Ascomycota; Eurotiomycetes; Eurotiales; Aspergillaceae. The transcript has 3 exons. The record is from RefSeq and is a predicted model, not a curated record.